AUGGAGGUCGCUCGUGCUGCUGGUGCUGGAGCUACUGGAGGUGCUGCUGCUGGCGGUGCUGCUGGCGCUGCUGGAGGUACUGCUGGUGCUGGAGAUGCUGGAGCUGCUGGAGGUGCUGCUGCUACUGGUGGUGCUGCUGGUGCUGCUGGAGCUGCUGGAGGUGCUGCUGGUGCUGGGGCUGCUGGAGCUGCUGGAGGUGCUGCUGGAGCUACUGGUAGUCCUGCGGGUGCUGUAGCUGGAGACCCUGGAGCUGAGCCUACUGGUGGUGCUGCUGGUGCUGGAGCUGCUGGAGGUGCUGCUGCUGGCGGUGCUGCUGGCGCUGCUGGAGGUACUGCUGGUGCUGGAGCUGCUGGAGGUGCUGCUACUACUGGAGGUGCUGCUGGUGCUGCUGACACUGCUGGAGGUGCUGCUGGUGCUGGUGGUGCUGCUGGUGCUGCUGGAACUGCUGGAGGUGCUGCUGGUGCUGAGGCUGCUGGAGCUGCUGGAGGUGCUGCUACUACUGGAGGUGCUGCUGGUGCUGCGGACCCUGGAGUUGGAGCUGCUGCUGGUGCUGCGGACCCGGGCGUUGGAGCUGCUGCUGGUGCUGCGGAGCCUGGAGUUGGAGCUGCUGCUGGUCCUGGAGGUGCUGGAGCUACUGAUAGUCCUGCGGGCGCUGUAGCUGGAGACCCUGGAGCUGAGCCUACUGGUGGUCUCUCUGCUGGUUCUGGCGGCGCUACGCGGCCGCAGCCGUACUUCGUUCCACUCCUUCAGCAGGUUCUUGGUCAGUCGCCUCCUCCCUGUCCUGCUCCCUCCUUAGAGUGUCUUCCGCCAGUCCAGUCGCAGUCACAGUUACCUCCUGCCUUACCACUCCCUGGUCCUUCUCCUUACACUGGUCCGACUGGAGGUCUUACAGAGCGUCGUGAGCCUGAGUCUCGUCCUGCGUCGCCCGAGUCUCGUCGUGCGUCCCCUGUUCGUGCUGCUCACACUGGUCGUCGUGUCCCUCGCCAGCGUCCUCCUGCUGUCCCAGGCACUCACCAGAUGGCGCUUUGUCCUUCCUCUGCUCCUCAGCGCGUCCCCCUGCCGUCUCCUCCUGCGUCCUCUCUUCCUACUCUUGCUGACCCGGAGUCUGACUCCCUUCGUGCUGCCAGUCCUACUGUCACGCGUCUCCUGGCCACUGUUGUCACUGACCCUUCCUUUGAGUCCUCUGCUGCGUCUGCUCUAGUAGCUGAGUUAGUUGACUUUGCUGCCGCUUGUCGUCUCGACUACGCCGCUAGCCUUGUCGCUAAGUCUGAGUCUGAGUCUGUCUGUCCUCCGUCCGUCGGGGGUGAGUGUGCUCUUGGCACGGACGUCCUUGAGGACAGGCAGGAGGAGUUUGAGUGCUUUGCCGCUGCUUUACCUCAUCUCGUGUCCAUGCUGGUUGCCCCUGAGGGAGACCCGGAUGCUCCAGACAUCCCGACCCCGCGCUCUUACGCUGAGGCGAUCGCGGGUGAGUACUCCUCUCAGUGGCAGACAGCCAUGGACGCAGAGAUGGCCUCCUGGAAGUCCACAGGCACCUACGUCGACGAGGUUCCCCCACCUGGGGCGAACAUCGUCAGUGGCAUGUGGAUUUUCAGGGUGAAGCGGCCGCCGGGUUCUCCGCCUGUCUUCAAGGCGCGUUACGUUGCACGAGGCUUCAGUCAGCGAGAGGGAGUUGACUUCUUCCAGACCUUCUCCCCGACCCCGAAGAUGACCACUCUUCGGGUUCUGCUGCAAGUCGCCGCUCAGCGUGACUACGAGCUCCACUCUCUUGACUUCAGCACUGCUUUCCUACAGGGCAGCCUGCACGAGGAGAUCUGGCUGCGCCGCCCACCUGGCUUCACUGGGUCGUUCCCUCCUGGUACCCAGUGGAGCCUCCGGCGGCCAGUCUACGGUCUCCGCCAGGCGCCGCGUGAGUGGCACGACACACUGAGGACUACACUUGCGGCUCUUGGGUUCGCUCCUUCUACUGCUGACCCGUCGCUGUUUCUACGCACCGACACUUCGCUGCCGCCGUUCUACAUCCUCGUGUACGUCGACGACUUGGUCUUUGCCACUGCUGACACUGCGGCACUCGCCCACGUGAAGUCGGGGCUGCAGAGGAGACACACGUGCACAGACCUGGGUGAACUGACAAGCUAUCUUGGCUUGCGGAUCACCCGGGACAGAGCACGGCGCACCAUCACCUUGACUCAGUCACACAUGGUGCAGCAAGUCCUUCAGCGUUUCCGCUUCACGUACUCCUCGCCUCAGGCCACUCCUCUGCCUACCGGUCACUCGCUCUCAGCUCUGCCUUCGGAUGAGUCCGUAGAGUCGAGUGGCCCGUGA
Messenger RNA from Closterium sp. Naga37s-1, 2322 nucleotides. The record is from the annotation of a GenBank genome assembly. Lineage: Eukaryota; Viridiplantae; Streptophyta; Zygnematophyceae; Desmidiales; Closteriaceae.